Molecule: messenger RNA, 255 nt
Organism: Rotaria sp. Silwood1
Lineage: Eukaryota; Metazoa; Rotifera; Eurotatoria; Philodinida; Philodinidae
Source: the annotation of a GenBank genome assembly
AUGGUAUGCGAACAUAUUAAAAAUUCAUUAUGGGAUUUACAUUCUAUUUUUAUGAAACUUAGUAUUGUCUCAGCAACAAAUAAUCCAUUACAUAAUCUUACGAAUUUUAAUGAUUUUCUUUUACAUAUACACAGAUCAGUUGAAGUUAAUGCAUUGAAUAAUACACACAAUUAUGUUAAAGUAUUUAGAACUUUAAAUACACGUUUAUCAGACAGUAAUACAUUAUUUACCGUAAUACAAAAAUUUCACAAUUAA